Molecule: messenger RNA, 968 nt
Organism: Boeremia exigua
Lineage: Eukaryota; Fungi; Ascomycota; Dothideomycetes; Pleosporales; Didymellaceae
Exons: 1
Coding region: 69-968 (299 amino acids)
Source: RefSeq, a predicted model, not a curated record
UCUCAGCAGCACUCCCAUACCCUUCUCAUCAUUCUCACAACUGCUGUUUCACAUAUCCCCCCCGAAAGAUGUCGACACCAACAAAGAUCGCGGAGCCAAUUGCUCUUCCUGACCUCCCCGUCGAGCAUGCAGAGUGGAUCUCGCACGUCUCGAGCCACUCCAGCACACCUCUGAGAGAAUUGCUCGCUCCAUACAAAGAGUACGAUGCCCGGCUUCGAGAGGUCUUUGCACAACAACCAUCUCAUCCUGCAAUUGGAAAGCCCAAUGUCGUUCCACUCUUCACUGGCAACGAGCAGGAUGUUAAGAUCCGCGCUCGGAAUAUUGAUAGCGAGAUGGAUGAGGAGCGAGAGCGCUAUCUCAUGCCUCUCGACGAUGCCAAUCGCAAGCCCGAUGGCGCACCGGCAAUUGUGCAAUCACUCAAGGAGUUCCAGACGAACUUUCAGCUGUUCUCCGAGUCUGCGCUGGUAGACAUGGACUGGUCCAACGUGGUUGUUGCCGGCAGUGCUGUUGUUACGUCGCUCCUUCCAGUUCCGGCUGAGCAUAACACAUCGAAACGUGCUCUGCGAGAGUACUACCAUCAGAAGCUUGCUCCUGCCUCUGAUGUUGAUCUCUUCCUUUAUGACUUGACUGAGGAGCAGGCCAUAGAGAAGAUCAAGCAGAUUGAGCAGCGCAUUCGAGACUCAAUCCUGACGGAGACAACAACGAUUCGCACAAAGAACGCAAUCACAAUUGCCUCACAGUACCCAACACGACACGUUCAAAUUGUGCUCCGUAUCUACCGAUCAGUCUCCGAAAUUCUUACUGGAUUCGACGUCGACUGCUCUUGCGCGGCCUACGAUGGUAAUCAGGUUUACGCGAGCCCACGCGCAAUCGCUGCAUAUUGGUGCAUUGAAUGCACCUCGUCUCUCACCUGGUCUCGUCUCUCACCUGGUCUCGUCUCUCACCUGGUCUCGUCUCUCACCUUCUAG